AUGUCAAACUUCCUCUGGAAACUGCAAAAAUCUGGUAGUCGCAUUGGUCCAAUGAGCUCGCCAGCGAUCAAGAAGGCUCUGGCAGCUUUACUACGCGAUCCAAAUAACAGCACAUGUGCCGAUUGCAAGACUGCAGGCCACCCUAGAUGGGCUUCAUGGUCUCUAGGUGUCUUUAUAUGUAUAAAGUGCGCUGGGAUUCACCGCUCUUUGGGCACGCAUAUCUCAAAGGUCAAAUCGGUGGACCUGGAUACCUGGCAGGAGGAGCACAUGCGCAAAGUGGUUGAGUUCGGGAACAACGCUGCCGCAAACGCGGUUUACGAGUGCAAACUGUCAGGAAAUCACACGCCUGAAGCGUCCAAGAUCGCUGACUUCAUAAGGAACAAAUAUGAGCUAAAGAAGUGGAUUGGCAACGCCGCUGAGGUUUCUGCUCCUCCAUCGCGCCCAAAAACGGUCGAGAAGAAGCCACAGGUCGCGCAGCAAGCGCACGGAUCGCAGACUUCCCUCGUUUCACAGACCAGCAGUGCCCCAAGCCGAUCCGCAACCUCAUCGCAAGUCGACUUGAACCUGGCGUCUCCAUCAGUGGCCUCGAGAACCACCUUGAAUGCAGCUGCGAGGGAGCCAAGCGGCAGGCCGGACCUCAAGAAAUCGAUAUUGUCGCUGUACUCGAGGCCCCGGACUUCAACAGCCAGCGUCGCCAGCGGAGCCAGCAACGCGAGCUUCUCGAGCUCCACGGGAACGCCAAGUAUCGCGAGCAACUCCACCCCGGCCGCAGGCUACCCGCUGCCGGGCGCUAGCUUCUCACUGCCCGCCCAGACCAACACCACAUCCAGCGCGUCGCUAGAGGACAACGACUUGUUCAAGAAUGUGUGGUCGUGA
Molecule: messenger RNA, 876 nt
Organism: Lachancea thermotolerans CBS 6340
Lineage: Eukaryota; Fungi; Ascomycota; Saccharomycetes; Saccharomycetales; Saccharomycetaceae
Gene: AGE2
Product: GTPase-activating protein AGE2
Exons: 1
Coding region: 1-876 (291 amino acids)
Biological process (GO): endocytosis; intra-Golgi vesicle-mediated transport; endoplasmic reticulum to Golgi vesicle-mediated transport
Cellular component (GO): Golgi apparatus
Molecular function (GO): GTPase activator activity
Source: RefSeq, a predicted model, not a curated record